Actinia tenebrosa (Australian red waratah sea anemone) is the source of this 1268-nucleotide messenger RNA. RefSeq names its product etoposide-induced protein 2.4 homolog. Gene Ontology annotation, biological process: macroautophagy. Gene Ontology annotation, cellular component: endoplasmic reticulum. NCBI's taxonomy places the organism in Eukaryota, Metazoa, Cnidaria, Anthozoa, Actiniaria, Actiniidae. The record is from RefSeq and is a predicted model, not a curated record.
CAAAGAGAAGCUAGAGUAAAAGCUUCACGUCAAAAAUGAGUGAAUUUAAACCCUUUUUUCUCGGCUUUGGCAACGGUUUAAAAGAUUCUCUCCUCGGUAUUACAGCUAUAUUUAGACUAGACAGUGAAACGGAGAAGAAAGAGGAAGAAAAACAGAGAAAAUUGGUCGAAAAUCAACGCCAACUUCGAGGGAUGAGAACACGUCCAAAAACAGACAAUACCCAACCAGCUAAACAAAUAUUGAAGAAUAUGGUUCAGUGCUGUCUACUUAAUGGGGGUAUUUUCUGGUUGAGUAUAUUUUUGUUUGAAAGCUACAUCAUUCCGGCUCUGCAGUGGCUCACGCACCUAGUAUUUGAGUUAGUUUCUGGUAGUUCAACUCAUCAUAGUAGUGUCUGGUAUUGGAUGGGACCAGCAUUGUCAUAUGUUUUUGGAGCGUUGUGGGUGCUUCCCUUAUUCUGGCUUAGUAAACCAUUAAAUUCUCUCUGGUUCCAGGAAAUAGCUGACUCUGCRUAUCGGAAAAACAGAGGUAGACCUCUUGGCCUUGUGCAUAUAUCAAGGGGAGAAAGUGUAUCAAGUUAUGUGAGCAGAAGUAUAGCAGACUUUGCAUUUAGUGUUCUCUUACAAGCAUUCUUCUUAAUCCAGGGUAUGCUAGUGGGUUUUUUACCAGUCCUUGGCCCUUUAGCAAGUUUAAUCCAUAUGUGUCUACUCUAUUCUCUUUAUGCUUUUGAGUACAAAUGGGUCAAUAUGGAUUGGUCAGCUCCUAAACGCUUAGCAUACAUAGAAUCCAACUGGCCUUACUUUGUUGGAUUUGGUCUGCCAUUAGCACUGAUGACUGCUUUACCUUCAUCUGUUUUUGUCAGUGGUUGUGUGUUCGCAAUCCUUUUCCCUCUCUUCAUAAUCAGUGGCAAUGAAGCUAAUGUGUCUGAAACAAAUCAAUUUCCAAUCAGAGUGUUUAGAUUAGUGGUAUGGUUAACGAACAAGGUAUUCCAUAAAUCAACAUCCAAGCCAAGACCACAACAACCAGAUGUACAAAACCAGUCCCCUUCCUCCCCACCCUCAUGACAUGUGGUAUGGUUAACGAACAAGGUAUUCCACAAAUCAACAUCAGAGUCAAGACCACAACAACCAGAUGUACAAAACCAGUCCCCUUCCUCCCCUCCCUCACGUCUCUAGUACCCCCUUAUGGGGGGAGGAGAGACUUGUUUGUAAUUCACCCUCACUAAUAGACCCACGUCUCAAAAAAURAAUAUUAAAAAAUAAAUAUAUUUA